GAAGAGGGCAGCGGUGUUCGGUGGUCUCUGUGCCCAGCAGCUGGACCCCAGGCCCAGAGCAGGAAGCCCAGUGCGGCGACCCCAUGGACCUGCCAGGGCAGAUCUCCUUUGCCCUCUACCUGGCGGCCUUUGUGCUGGGCUUCCCUCUCAAUGCACUGGCUCUGAGGGGGGCUGCUGCCCACGCCCGCCUGCGCCUCACGCCCAGCCUGGUCUAUGCUCUGCAGCUAGGUUGCUCUGACCUCCUGCUGGCGCUCUCACUGCCUGUGAAGGCAGCUGAGGCGCUGGCCGGGGGAGCCUGGCCCCUGCCCACCCCACUCUGUCCAGUCUUUGGGCUGCUGCAUUUUGCCCCGCUCUAUGCAGGCGGCAGCUUCCUGGCGGCCCUGAGUGCAGGCCGCUACCUGGGCGCCGCCUUCCCGCUGGGCUACCAGGCCUUGCGCAGGCCCUGCUACUCCUGGGGUGUGUGCGCAGCCAUCUGGGCCCUGGUCCUCAGCCACCUGGGGCUGGUGUUUGGACUGGAGGCUCCGAGAAGCUGGAUAGACAACACCACCUUCUCCCUGGGCAUCAUCAACCUGCCGGCCAAUGGCUCUGCUGUCUGCCUAGAGGCCUGGGACCCAGCCUCCGCCGGCCCUGCCCGCCUCAGCCUCUCCCUGCUGCUCUUCUUCCUGCCCCUGUGCAUCACCACCUUCUGCUACGUGGGCUGCCUACGGGCACUGGCCGGCUCAGGCCUGAGCCACCGGAGGAAGCUGCGGGCGGCCUGGGUGGCCGGAGGGGCUGUGCUGACGCUGCUGCUCUGCCUGGGGCCCUACAAUGCCUCCAAUGUGGUCAGUUUCCUGCACCCCACCCUGGGUGCCUCCUGGAGGAAGCUGGGGCUCAUUACUGGGGCCUGGAGCGUGGUGCUCAAUCCACUUGUGACCGGCUAUUUGGGACAGGGGACAGCCCGGGGGACGUCCUGUGUGGCGAAAACGAAAGGGGGGACAUCUCAGAAGUAGGGAGGAAGGGGUGCAGAGCAAGAGAAGUUGGCU
Erinaceus europaeus (western European hedgehog) is the source of this 1022-nucleotide messenger RNA. RefSeq names its product free fatty acid receptor 1 (gene FFAR1). Gene Ontology annotation, molecular function: bioactive lipid receptor activity. The record is from RefSeq and is a predicted model, not a curated record. Gene Ontology annotation, cellular component: plasma membrane. Bases 84 to 989 code for a protein of 301 amino acids. NCBI's taxonomy places the organism in Eukaryota, Metazoa, Chordata, Mammalia, Eulipotyphla, Erinaceidae. The transcript has a single exon. Gene Ontology annotation, biological process: positive regulation of cytosolic calcium ion concentration; response to fatty acid; positive regulation of insulin secretion.